CGACAAGUAAGCUAGUAUGUCCACCAAAUAUCCAUUUCCAUCACAUGUUUCUGUCCAAAGCUUUGUUACAGUGAAGCUAAGUGAUAAGUGCAUGUAUCCUUUAUGGAAAACACAGAUGUUACGUCUCUUAGAGAGCCAUGAUAUGCUUGGUUUCAUCAAUGAAAGUAGCAUGCAGGUUGGGGAUGAGCAGAAGCUGUGGAACAGAUCAGAUGCGCUUGUUCAUGGUUGGAUUCUUGGUUCCCUUUCCGAACAAGCAGCCAUAACAGUCUUGAAUAGUCUCGAAUCCAAACUCCGUCAACAAACGCGUUUUACAGCCAAACAUAUAUGGGAUCAAGUGCAAAGUAUGUAUGAUCAACAAGCAGAGCAAGAAGAAGAAAGAAAAGUAGGUUCUGGCUCACCCUGCAUAGAUUUGAUGCAAAAGGUAAGGGAAAAGAGAGAUGGGACAAGAAAUAAGCAAGUGUUGUAUGAUGCUGUUGAGUGUGGAAAACUACAACAAGUGGUGAGUAUCAUAAACAAGGAAAAAGUUGCAAUCACAGAGAGUAUCAGCAUCAAUGGCAACACAGCUCUCCACAUAGCAAUGGCCUACAAGGAUGAUGGGGAUGGGUUUCUAAAGAGCAUGUUGGAUCUCACUGAUAUUCCACUAACAGAGGUCCGAAAUUCAGAUGGAAGCACUCCGCUUCAUCUAGCUGCUUCAUUUGGGAAUACAAAUGCUGCUAAGAUCUUGCUAGACAGAAGCCCAAACUUGUUGCAUGCAAAAGAUAACCAAGGUUGCACGCCGCUUGACAUAAUUGUUUCCCGACCUUGGAAUAAGGAAAUGUGUCUCUUUUUUAAAUCCGUAAUAUUGCCAGACAUAGAACAUGCAGAUCACGAGCCUUUGGUAGUUAAUGCUAUUGGUUCCAAACAUUUUGACUUAGCAUUGACUUUAAUACAAAGAUGCAAUAAUCCGUUGAAGAGCCCUGCUGUGCUGAUAGCUAUAGCUCAAAACUGUCCGGCUGAUUUCACACCUAUCCAACUCAUCAUCUAUGAAUUGUUGCGGACGCCGGUUCUACAUUUCAUAACUAGAGGUACCUCGAAUAUGAAGGGCUGUAUGAAGCUAGCAAACUUGGUCCUCAGAGCGGUUUUGGCGUACCCUUUUAAAAUGCUUAUCCGGAUUUGCAUCAAGCUCCAAGGUGAUACAUAUUAACUAACUAAAGAAAGUGUUACAUACAUGUUAACAAAUGUGGAUGGAUGAUUCAUAUGUGUAUUUAUAUACCAUUGGGGUGCGCACGCGAUGCGACGAGGAACACAACAAAUAGGUUGUUGAUUUUAAGGAUGAGUAGAGUGUGAUUUAGUUCGGUUUUUAGCUACAAGCAAAACCAACUUAU
Molecule: messenger RNA, 1364 nt
Organism: Helianthus annuus (common sunflower)
Lineage: Eukaryota; Viridiplantae; Streptophyta; Magnoliopsida; Asterales; Asteraceae
Exons: 5
Coding region: 17-1183 (388 amino acids)
Molecular function (GO): protein binding
Source: RefSeq, a predicted model, not a curated record